Wyeomyia smithii (pitcher-plant mosquito) is the source of this 3472-nucleotide messenger RNA. Its product is annotated as tyrosine 3-monooxygenase-like. The record is from RefSeq and is a predicted model, not a curated record. Gene Ontology annotation, molecular function: tyrosine 3-monooxygenase activity; iron ion binding. NCBI's taxonomy places the organism in Eukaryota, Metazoa, Arthropoda, Insecta, Diptera, Culicidae. Gene Ontology annotation, biological process: dopamine biosynthetic process from tyrosine. The transcript is spliced from 8 exons. The coding region runs from base 429 to 2069 and encodes 546 amino acids. Gene Ontology annotation, cellular component: perikaryon; axon; cytoplasm.
UUCAUUGGUUUGCUUGCUUUUUGCAAAGUAUCAGAAGUAGAAUUGUUCGUAAUUGUCACUGACUCGUGCGUACCUCAGAGGUGAAGUGUCCUAGGUAGAAAAACGGAGAAGGAAGUUUCUAGCACGACGUUGUGAAGUGUGUUUGCAGUCACAGAGUUCCGAAGCGGAAAAAAAAUUCAAACGAAAAUCCUUAGAAAGAGUCAGACCGAUUUAGACGUGACAAUUCCACCGAAAGCAAUUUCGCCAGUGUGUUUCUUCCGGAGAGCCCCACAGUGUGUGAAAGGCGCGUAUACUUUGCAAAACUAAAAACCGAAAACAAAACAAACGUUCUUAACUUGUUGUUCAACUGUGAAACACGACAAAGGGAGCAGUCGUUAAGCCGUGUGAAUUUAUUUUCUCGAAAAACAAAAUCUUUCUAACGUGAAACGAUGGCCGUUGCCGCUGCCCAGAAGAACCGCGAAAUGUUCGCCAUCAAGAAGUCGUACAGCAUUGAGAAUGGCUACCCAUCCCGUCGCCGUUCUCUGGUGGACGACGCCCGUUUUGAAACUAUCGUAGUCAAGCAAACCAAACAGACCGUUCUUGACGAGGCCCGCGUAAAGGCCAACGAUUCUAGUUUGGAAAACUCCGUUCCACAGGCCCAAGAACAGCAUCCACAAGUUGACGAACUUCCGUGCAAACCGGAAGAAACUGUAUCCAGUGAUGCACAAGAUGAAGAGAAAGACGCUGGCCUGACGGAGGAAGAAGUGGUACUGCAAAAUGCCGCAUCGGAGUCACCCGAAGCCGAGAAGGAGGUUGUCCGUGCCGCCGUUGUGGUUCGUUUGCGAGACGGCAUGGGCUCUCUGGGACGUAUCCUUAAGGCGGUCGAAACGUUCCAUGGUACCGUCGCCCAUCUGGAGUCGCGUCAGUCCCGUAGCGAGGGUGUCAUGUUCGAUGUGCUCAUCAAGGUGGACAUGGCCCGCGUUAAUCUGCUACAGUUGAUCCGUUCGCUGCGACAGACUUCUUCGUUUGGCAGUGUUUCGCUGCUGGCCGAGAACAAUGUCAGUGUGAAAGCUCCCUGGUUCCCGAAGCACGCUUCCGAGCUGGACAACUGCAACCACCUGAUGACCAAAUACGAACCGGAUCUGGACAUGAACCAUCCCGGUUUCGCUGAUCAGGUGUACCGCGCUCGCCGGAAGGAAAUCGCCGAAAUUGCAUUCAGCUACAAAUACGGAGACCCCAUCCCACACAUCGAGUACACCGAAACCGAGAACAAGACCUGGUCGGCGGUGUUCACCCGAGUCAAGGAGCUAAUGCAGAAGCACGCCUGCAGCGAGUACAUUGCCGUCUUCAGGAAGCUCGAGGACGAAAAGAUCUUCGUCCAGGAGCGCAUCCCACAGCUGCAGGAGAUGAGCGAUUUCCUGCGCAAGAGCACCGGAUUCACGCUUCGCCCGGCCGCCGGUCUGCUGACCGCUCGGGACUUCCUGGCGUCGCUGUCGUUCCGCAUCUUCCAGAGCACGCAGUACGUGCGCCACAUCAACUCGCCAUACCACACACCGGAACCCGAUUGCAUCCACGAGCUGCUGGGCCACAUGCCUCUGUUGGCCGACCCGAGCUUCGCUCAAUUCUCACAAGAAAUCGGAUUAGCCUCGCUGGGAGCAUCGGAUGAGGAAAUCGAAAAGCUUUCCACGGUGUACUGGUUCACGGUUGAGUUCGGUCUGUGCAAGGAGAAUAACGAGGUCAAGGCCUACGGUGCAGGUCUGCUGUCCGCCUACGGUGAGCUGCUGCACGCCAUCAGCGACAAGCCGGAGCACCGCCCAUUCGACCCGGCCAGCACUGCCGUCCAGCCGUACCAGGAUCAGGAGUACCAGCCGAUCUACUACGUCGCCGAGAGUUUCGAGGAUGCCAAGGAAAAAUUCAGACGCUGGGUCUCGACCAUGUCCCGCCCGUUCGAGGUACGCUUCAACCCACACACCGAACGGGUGGAGGUGCUUGAUUCCGUCGAGAAGCUCGACACCCUAAUCUCCCAGAUGAACACCGAAAUCCUGCACCUAACGAAUGCGAUCGCCAAGCUGCGACAACCGUUCUGCUAAGAUCCGUUCUAAGGUAGCUUCCGACCAGCCAGAGCGCCUUGCGGCCCUUACCGGCCGCAUACAGCCAACAUACGAACGACAAUAUUCGCAACUUUAUUUUGCACCUAAAGCACCACCUUCAUCACUAUUGGGAAAAUCUUCCACCCGGGGUCACCUUUGCAACCAGGACAUUGUUAGUAUUCAGCAAACAUCCUUCGCCUUCGCCUAGGACGCUAGGCAGAAGGCACCACAACUCGAAUAAUCUAGGCAGCUAACGUUCAUAUUUUCCGGAGAAUAUGAACGCUUCCAAACACCAGCAGGAUCCUGAAAUCUCUCGAAACACUUCCAGGCCCAACUUUGGCGUUCGAACAAAAUUUCGCGUUCUGAGUGUUAAAACUUGAGUACAGCGAAAGUCUUAAAUUCCUCCGUCUCUCCCACAGAUUUUGCAUCCCUCUUUAUCUACCUUUAUUUUGGAAGUCGAAAGUUCAGAGUCCUUAGAAUCGCCCCUGCUGCGUAUGUCCCACCACUCCGCCCUCGUUGCAACAAGAGCCCCCCUGUUGUACAUCGUUCACUGUAGAGUAGGAAUAUUGUUUUCAGGAAGCCUAUCUUUUAUUUAAAGAGCGUAACUUAAGUAUUAUUUACUAUUUAAAUUAGUGUAUACUUAAAUUAUUCCAUAUAUUUUUGAGCUAGAACAUGUUGCAGCUUCUUCUCUCAGAUCAGGCUAGUGUAGGGCACCGCGGGGGCCCUUGCCGGGUUUCUCGAUUAGUAGGAAAAAACCAUAACUUCUACGUCCGCGAAAGAGUGACUGCUUUUGUGGAGACGCGCGCGCUUUCCUACAAAAGAGGGAUUCAGGUUAGGGUUUUCUCAGUUUUUUUUUAAAUUUGCUUUGUUAUAAACCCGUCAGUAUAGGUCAGCAGAAUAUUGUACACAGCCUGCAAGUCCAAAUUCCUCGAUUAUCGUUUAUUUCACGUUUUUUUUAUAAUUGCAUCAUUUUUUUUUUAUGUGAAAAGCAUAUAUUUAUAUUUAUAACAAUGCACCUCCGCAAGCAAGUAAAAAUCAAGACGAAAGUGUAAUGUUCAUUUUGAAAAGAGAAAAUCGAUUAAAGAACCAGAUCAAACAAACUAUCCAACGCAUUGCUGUCGCACUAUUGAAUGAAUAUUACAAAGAAACAAAACAAAAAUUCGGUAGGUGUCUAUACUACUUACUACCCAUAAAAAAGCAACAUUCUACUUUAAUCUAAAAAACGUAUGUGUCUGCGAUAUUCUAUAAGAUUUUAAGAUGAGCGUUAUUUUAUCCUGACGGUUGAUUCUAGUUGAGGACAAGCUAAGCCAGCCUGCAAGCAAGCAAACAAAGUGAAUGAAGAAGAUUCGGCGAUACGAUUUAGAAACUAUAUAUUUAAAUAUACGCGCGAAUGAGUCAAAUAA